Molecule: messenger RNA, 5406 nt
Organism: Rattus norvegicus (Norway rat)
Lineage: Eukaryota; Metazoa; Chordata; Mammalia; Rodentia; Muridae
Source: RefSeq, a predicted model, not a curated record
GGGGCUGGCGACACCUCUUCUAAAGCAGCAGGCAAAAGUUGGAGUGUCCGCCGUCUCUUUGGGCACCAAGGGAGAGCCAUUAACUGUGAGGAAAGGUUAGCAAGGCAGCCACACUCUAGUCAGGAGACCCCACACAGCUCCUGGGGUACUGUCAAGUCCUAGUGAACUCGUAAGCUGGAAAUAAAGGUAAGUCUGGGCUGGUGACAGGGCUCAGGGGCUGGAGAUGCUUGCUGACAACUCGGAUGACCUGAGCUUUACACACACACACACGGACACACACACACACACACACACACGGACAUACAGAUUUUUUUUUUUAAACUUGAAAAGGGGCAUGAAGCUCAGUGGUUAUCGACUGCCUUUUGUUCAGAGGCGUUUCGUUCUGUUCCCAGCACCUACAUCAAGUGGUUCAUCAAUGACGGUCACUCCAGCUCUAGGGCAUCCGAUGCCCUCCAAGAGCACACACACACACAGACCACUCCCCAUCCACGUAAUUAAAAAAAAAAUGCUGCCGUGUGGUGGUGGUACAAUCAGGAGGCAGAGGCAGGCUGAUCUCUGUGAGUUUGAGGCCAGCCUGAUCUACAGAGCGAGUUCCAGGACAGCCAGGGCUGUGACACAGAGAGACUCUUGUUUUGAGAAACAAACAACCAACAAAGUGAAGUUCAAGACGCAUUUAAUAUUCUAAUAUUUUAUUUAUUUAAAGUAUACUGUCGCUGUCUUCAGACACACCAGAAGAGGGCGUCGGAUCCCAUUACAGAUGGUUGUGAGCCACCAUGUGGUUGCUGGGAAUUGAACUCAGGACCUCUGGAAGAGCAGUCGGGGCUCUUAACCGCUGAGCCAUCUCUCCAGCCCCAUAAUGUUCUAAACCAAUUGAAAACCAGAGCCCCAGAGUCAGGCGCAGCACAGGGGAGCUUGGCCCCUGUAGCCUAAAGGCCUUUGGAGUGUCUCAGCUGGUGAAAAAUGUGAAGGGUAUCAGACCGCUUUCCCACCAUUGCAGAGUCGCUGAGGAUCGCAUCCAUCUCUGGCGUAAGUAAGGAACAAACUGUCUUGUUCUCCUCUGGGUCCCGUUUCCUCGUCUUUCGUUUUUCCUCCUCUGGAGCCACUUUCUCCCUCAGGAAAUUAGGUUAGAUUCCAGGAAAGAAAAACAAGACCGAUAAACAUCUUUAGCACAGGCUUCAAAAGUGUCCCCCCAGGCAGGGUGAGCCUUGAAGGUCAGGUCACCUUACCCCUGAGGAAAAUCGCUUGGAGCAGGAGUGACCUCUAGGGAACUGACUGCUUCCUUUUAGCCUAGACAGCCUCGGCUGCAUCCCGAAAUGCAGACAGAUUACCUGGAUUACCUGCUCUGCGUGCGGUGAGCCCUCCAGCCCCUUGCUGCCUCUCUUUUCUUGUUUUCUGCUUACAGAUAGACUUGGACUUGCACGAUCCCUUUAUCUGUCUCCCUAAGAAGCCAUGUCGAUUACAUUGUGUUUCUUUGUUGUCUUUCUUUGCUAGCACAGUGGACAGGCCAGUGUCUAGGCUCUUGGGACUCCUGGAGCUGAGGGCCUUUGCCCUAAAUAAAUCACACGUUGAACCUUCCUAAGCUAGGGGCUGAGUUCUCUUUCUCCCUAAGACAAACGGGGUCCUAUAUUUGUAGUAAUCCUCCUGCCUCAGCCUCCCAAGUGUCUCCAUUACAGACACAAGCCACUGUCCACGCCCAGCUUUUGUCGGUGGUUUGUUUUUUUUUUUUUAAACAGGAUAUUUAAGGGAUUGUUUACUUUUUUUUCCCUCGAGGCUCUUAAGAUGGCUCAGAGGUUAAAGAUGUGGAGCCUGACACCCUCGAGUUCGCAUCCCCAGGACUCUCACAGUGGGAGGGGAGAACACUAAAAAAAUGGCCUCUACCUCUGCACAGGAGCUGGGUAUGCUCCCCCCAUCAAAAAUGAUAAACAAAAUAGUUUUUAAAAAGUUUUUUUUUUUCAGGUCUAGUCAGAUGGCUCUGCAGUAAGGGUACGUGCCAUCCAACCUGAGGAUGUGACUUCUUGGGAGGGAAGGGACUGACUCCUACAGGCACAAUGUAGCAUGUAUGAACAUGGUGCUGUGGUCUCAGAUGUGUUGGGCUGAAUUUAUAACUAUUCCGGAAUAUGUGCUAUCCUCCAGUCACAGGCUUGACCGAGGCCGUAGCCCCUCUGAAAAGCUGAGACACUGUGAAGAGGGUAGGGUUAUCUGGGGGCUCUGAGGGAGAAGGAAGAUCUGAUUCUGCAAGUACUGGAAUAACUGAAUAUCAAUGCUGCUUCUGGGAUGUUCAACAGCCCCCGACAGAAUGAAGCAAGAGUAACGCCAGCCCCCUUCUUUGGCUGCCAAAGCGGAAAGGUUUGUAGCGGAAAGGUUUGUAUCAUGCCUGUAAUCUCAGAAUUUGGAAGGAUGAGGCAAGAGAAUGUUGAGUCUAAGGCCAGCUUGGGGUAGAUGGUGAUUUCCAGGCCAGCCUGGGCUAUGGAAUGAUGUGGAGUGAGGCUCUGUCUCAACCACACUAAACCAAAAUGAAGGCUAUCAAACCAAGCAGGAGAGAAAGCAGACAGGGACUUGAAUCUGACCAACCAGCAUGGUAUGUUUCCUUCAAAGAUUAUAAGUCAAAGCUGGGCUUUUACGGGAUCCAGGUAACAGAACUGGAUGGUGUGGUCACAGUUCAGGAUCCUAGAGGACAUAUAAUUAAUCCUCUAGGAACACAAGGGGUCAUGUCACCUAGGGAGGAAAAUCCUCACUAUGCACAUUUGACUGAUGAGCAUCAGUAAGGCACUCGACAGUGCUGAACCGGACCCUGCAUUGACCAGAUCCGGGUGGUCCUGGAAAGCCAGCGGAGGCUUUUUGGAACUGGGGAGCUAGAAGGAGCCAGCUUGAAUUUAAGGGUUCAAACUGGAGCGUGCUCCUGGGGGCAGGAGGAAGGCUAGUCACAUGGUUGGUAUGAUCUUCCAAGCUGGUUGUUUUCUAUCGGAUGAAGAAAUAUGGUAGUACAACUCCCCACCACCACCUUGGCUGGCCUGGAUGGAACUCGCUGCUGUAGAUACUGUAGCCCAGGCUGGUCUCUAACCAGAUACGCUGGUCUUGAGGCGUCCUCCUGCCUCUGCCUCCUGAGUGGUGGGAUUACAGGCUUGAGCCACCAGGCCUGACUGACACUGGGGAUUCUAAAUUUCUCUGUGGUCGAAAAGGGAUUGCCCAAGUCUCCUUAAGAUACUGUGUUCGAUUCCUAUCCGGCCAGCUGGUGAUUUGUUUAGGGAACGUCCGUCAUAAUUCUUCAACACUUUCAAAAGUAGAGCUAACCCCUUUAUUUCUCUUUGGGUUCGCCCAGUCUCCCUCAGUCGUUCGCAGUGGGACAGCCCAGCUGACUCCUCCCCUUCCCGACAGCCGACUUCGCGCUGGGAAAAGCAAUAGCUGCCCGAUCGUUCCUUAGGUGGCAGGGAAGGGCGAUCGAGAGGCAGGGCUGAUCGAUUAAAGUUGCCUGGCUCCUUGCGUGCACCGUGCGCUGCGGGCUCUUCGCGCCUGCGUAGUGCGCCCCCCUCCCUUUCUGCCUCCUCUGCCGCCAUGGCGCCUGUGAAAAAGCUUGUGGCGAAGGGGGGCAAAAAAAAGAAGCAGGUUUUGAAGUUCACCCUUGACUGCACUCACCCUGUAGAAGAUGGAAUCAUGGAUGCUGCCAAUUUUUUCCUCCAGGAGAGGAUCAAGGUGAACGGGAAAGCUGGUAACCUUGGCGGAGGGGUUGUGACCAUCGAGCGGAGCAAGAGCAAGAUCACUGUCACUUCCGAGGUGCCUUUCUCCAAAAGGUAUUUGAAAUAUCUCACCAAAAAAUAUUUGAAGAAGAACAACCUCCGAGACUGGCUGCGCGUCGUUGCCAACAGCAAGGAGAGCUACGAGCUGCGCUACUUCCAGAUCAACCAGGACGAGGAGGAGGAGGAGGACGAGGAUUAAGACACAUUGGUCUGCCAUGUUUUGUAUUAAUUCAUAAAUAAAAUUUAGGAACAAAACCCGGUGGUUUAUCCUUGCAUCUCUGCAGUGUGGGUUGGACAGGGUUGGAAAGACAGGACUGGGGUUUAACUGGGCUGCUGCUCGCUUGUACAUAGACAGUUUUCUCUGCUCAGAAAUGUCAGUUCUCCAGUCGUGAUGUCCGAACAGAAGAGCCAGGCUCAGGGGCUGCAUCUGACACUGAGCAAGUGGACUAGAGGGACGGUCGUGAACUCUGACCAGCCUGAGUCUUACAGAACCUGGUGCUUGGUUGUUUUAUCUGGUGCCUGUCACAAAGGAAGGUUUGAGAUACAGUGUGGUGCUCCUCAGAAGCAAACAGGUGAUUUCUUUAUGUGAUUCCCACCCCCAGGAAAAUGGCAGCCAGUAAGACAGGUUUCAGGGUCUCCAGGUUGGAACACAAGUUACUCACAAUUGUGUGUACUAACCUUCUUCCUUCCUAUUGAAAUAAGAGGGGGUCUUUCAGUAUUACUGCUGCAUAUUCUGCCUUUUAUUAAAGAAUCUGUAAGUACGCUGAGCAUUUACGCGUUUAGGUGGCUCUGUAUGGUGGGUGAGUCAGGGCGAGGACUUGUGCAAAUCUUUGCCAGGAGCUGUUUGUCUAGCCUCCAGCAGAGGGCGAGGAGGACAGCUUCCACAUGUUCCCAGUAGGGGGAGCCCUUCCAUGCCAAGGAGGGAACACCAGUACUGGUGAAGGAGGGCGUGUUGUCACAACUGGACUUUGACAGAAGUAGUCCGGGGUAGAACUGACUGAUAUACUCCAGGUUUGAUCCGAAUCACUGGAGGAAUCAGUCUAAGCUGUGUGAACCUGCAGGGUCCUGGGCAUGGAGGCACUGGGGUUUUAUCAAAGGUUACCUUGGAAGAGUUCCCAACACAUAGGGUGCUCCUCUGGUCAGAAGUUGUGCAGAAGCAUCUGCUUGCUUUCUAACCAUAGUAUGCAAUGCUUUAAGGGCUCGCUCACAGCCGGUGGCCACACUCGAGGCCUGGACACCAAAUGUCCGAGGUCCUCAAAUUUAAGCUGUUGAGGCUUUUUGAGCCCCGUGUGGCAAAGGCUCUGGUGUUUUCUAUUUCUAUGCAAAUUUCUUGAAGCAGAAAUGUUACUGUCUCUCCUCUGUCCUUGGAGGAGGAGGCCUUUCCUCCCAACUUCAGGUGCAGCCCCUCGUGAUUAGCGUCUUAACAUUUGUGACUUGGGUUUGCUGAUCUCCUUUGUUACAUUGGUGUACCUCGUAGUGGUUUUUAGUUUGGCUGUAAAUCAUUAACCCUGGGUUGGUUAGCAUAUGCUUCUAAAAAAAAAAAAAUGGUCCCAGAUUUUGAAACUUGUAAUAAAAUGGAAACUCGAUGGUUUUUAUGCCUUUCUAACUCUUGUAUCUGAAUGUUGAUCACUUUUUGUAUUAAAGUGGCUGACACAUGGCUACUGUCACCGUG